Racocetra persica is the source of this 273-nucleotide messenger RNA. NCBI's taxonomy places the organism in Eukaryota, Fungi, Glomeromycota, Glomeromycetes, Diversisporales, Gigasporaceae. The record is from the annotation of a GenBank genome assembly.
UUGAACUUGGAAAAUAAUCCAUUAAGUGCGAAAAAUUUAAAUAAACUAACUAGCAAACAGUUUGAGAAAUUAGUCCAAGGAAUAAAAGUUCCAGGAACUGAUGAAAAAGGAUUUUCAAUUGUGACUUUGGAUAAUAGCUCCUUUACAGAUGGAACUAAUUUUACCUUAUUAAAAAGUUUGGAUAGUAUCAUUAAAUUCAAUAACCAAUUAGACAUGAAAAAACUGGGAGCUUUCCAAACCAAAAUCCAAGAAUUAGAAGCCAAAAAAUCUUGA